AUGAUGCUGCGUUCAACUCCUUUCUGGUCCUUGUGCUCUCAAAGCAUACGGCACCGAGUCCUUCCACUCAGCUCGUUCUUUAUCCAUCGUCGCACAAUCAAGACUCUCCCAUCGUUCUCGCUCGAAAACAAAACCUGCGUUGUCACUGGGUCGGCACGAGGGCUAGGGAAAGAGUUCCUCACGGCGUUUGCCCUGUCCGGCGCUCGUGGGGCAUGCAUCGACCUAAGCCAGAAAGAUUGCGAGGCAUCAAUUGCAUCGAUAGCGUCACAAGUACGAGAAGCAUACCCGAACGAUCCCGUUCCCGAGCUACGAGCCUACGAAUGUAACGCCACAAUCGAGUCCGAUGUUAAGUCCACAUGGGCUAAGAUAGUCGAGGACUUCGGCAAGGUUGAUGUGCUAGUCACGGCUGCGGGCAUCGUUGACAACGUGGAAGCGGAGAAUUAUGAAUAUACGCGUGGCUCGUGGCUCUUUGCCCGCGAAUCCGGCAGACACAUGAUCCAGCACAACAUCCAGGGGUCCAUCAUCCUGAUCGCCUCCAUGUCUGCGACAAUCUGCGUGCGUCCCCAGAAACAAGCCGCGUACAACACCUCGAAGGGCGCUGUGCAAAUGCUGGCCAAGUCGCUCGCGACCGAGUGGGGUUCAAGAGGCAUCCGGGUGAAUAGCUUGAGUCCCGGGUACAUGAAGACAGACCUCAUCAAGGGAUUGCUGGAAAACGAAGGUAAAGAGCUCGUAGGGAGUUGGGAAAGGGAUAUACCUAUGGGAAGGAUGGCGGAGCCGCACGAGCUGAGAGGAACGAUUGUCUGGAUGGCUAGUAAGUUUCCCACGAACCCGUCAACGUAG
This is a messenger RNA of Cladophialophora yegresii CBS 114405, 840 nucleotides long. RefSeq lists its product as uncharacterized. NCBI's taxonomy places the organism in Eukaryota, Fungi, Ascomycota, Eurotiomycetes, Chaetothyriales, Herpotrichiellaceae. The coding region runs from base 1 to 840 and encodes 279 amino acids. Gene Ontology annotation, molecular function: oxidoreductase activity, acting on NAD(P)H, oxygen as acceptor. The record is from RefSeq and is a predicted model, not a curated record. Gene Ontology annotation, cellular component: intracellular anatomical structure. The transcript has 2 exons.